Lolium perenne is the source of this 1641-nucleotide messenger RNA. Its product is annotated as actin-3. The record is from RefSeq and is a predicted model, not a curated record. Lineage: Eukaryota; Viridiplantae; Streptophyta; Magnoliopsida; Poales; Poaceae.
ACGCUCAAGUCCAACGCAGGACUCGUCUUCUCCGGCACACCACGCCACUCUCUCUCGCCAGACGCCAGCCACCUACGUCUACUCCUCCCCGGCGCCGCCACUGCCUCGCUCCCCAAGAUCAAUGGCUGACGGUGAAGAUAUCCAGCCACUUGUAUGUGACAAUGGCACUGGAAUGGUCAAGGCUGGCUUUGCUGGUGAUGAUGCCCCAAGAGCAGUUUUCCCUAGUAUAGUUGGCCGCCCUCGGCACACAGGUGUCAUGGUUGGGAUGGGCCAAAAAGAUGCCUAUGUGGGCGAUGAAGCGCAGUCAAAAAGGGGUAUCUUGACCUUGAAAUACCCUAUUGAGCAUGGCAUUGUAAACAACUGGGAUGACAUGGAGAAAAUCUGGCAUCACACCUUCUACAAUGAGCUGCGUGUUGCCCCUGAAGAGCAUCCGAUUUUGCUGACAGAAGCUCCUCUAAACCCAAAGGCAAACAGAGAGAAGAUGACCCAGAUCAUGUUCGAGACAUUCAAUGCACCAGCGAUGUAUGUGGCUAUUCAAGCUGUUCUUUCCCUAUAUGCCAGUGGUCGUACAACUGGUAUUGUGCUUGAUUCUGGCGAUGGUGUGUCUCACACUGUGCCAAUCUAUGAAGGAUAUGCCCUUCCUCAUGCAAUUCUUCGGCUGGAUCUUGCCGGCCGUGAUCUGACUGACUCCCUGAUGAAGAUCCUUACGGAAAGGGGUUACUCCUUCACUACAACUGCAGAGCGGGAAAUAGUAAGAGACAUAAAGGAGAAGCUUGCCUAUGUUGCCCUUGAUUAUGAGCAGGAGCUGGAGACUGCCAAGAGCAGCUCUUCUGUCGAGAAGAACUACGAACUGCCUGAUGGGCAGGUCAUCACGAUCGGUGCUGAGAGGUUCAGGUGCCCAGAGGUGCUAUUCCAGCCCUCGAUAAUCGGUAUGGAAGCUCCUGGGAUUCACGAGACCACAUACAACUCCAUCAUGAAGUGCGACGUGGACAUCAGGAAGGAUCUCUACGGCAACAUUGUGCUCAGUGGAGGAACCACUAUGUUCCCUGGCAUUGCCGACAGGAUGAGCAAGGAGAUCACUGCGCUUGCACCGAGCAGCAUGAAGAUCAAGGUUGUGGCGCCUCCUGAGAGGAAAUACAGUGUCUGGAUUGGUGGUUCCAUUCUUGCCUCCCUCAGCACGUUCCAGCAGAUGUGGAUAUCAAAGGGAGAGUACGACGAAUCUGGCCCUUCAAUCGUCCACCGCAAGUGCUUCUAAGCCUUCGGUCCUGGCUUCCCCAGUACCCAGUCUCUGCGCUUUCCCAUGCCUGAGUCUACCUCUCUCAACUCUGCAUCAAGUGUUCCCCAAGUCUCUGCGACCGUUUUCGCAGAUGCAGGACGUUCCUAUAUUAGUGAUGAUUUAGACUCCGCUUGUUCGUUCUAGUCAUAUAUGUCAAUAUUAGUCUGUUGGUGUGUGCGGAAGAAUCGCUGAGCCAGGUUUGGCUUCGUCGGCUGUUCUGUGGCUGCAGAACAUUAGCUUGUGUUGUGUAUGUAUAAAUAUUUGUUUGGUUGGUUGUAUGGCUUUCCAUGUUAUCUUGUACCAUAUUGGUGUGGAACUAUUAUGCUUUUUAUCAGUUGUGGUCAGCGAGGCUGGUCAUCGGUCUA